UGCAGUUAAGGUUAGGUUAAGAAGAUAAACCAGUUGUCAGGUGACAGUACAGCCAGGCUGAAUAACUAGCAGCAUUGAAGGUAGUUUUUAACUGAAAAUGACAGCUCCAAGUGGUAGUUGGCUUCAUUGGAACUGGGAAGAUAUGUGCGGUCCUGGUGGAUUGACAUUGUGGUCUGUGAAGGGCCAUGAUGUUGGAAUCUGCUUUCAAGAACUAUGCCUACAAGUGCCUGUAUUUAUGUUGAUAGGAACAAUUUCUGCAUAUUACUGUGGUAAACAGACCCAGUGGAUUGUUCGUAGCCGAAAACAAUUACAGGUGUUAGGACUGCGAGCCCUGGCAACUCUUCUCAUGGCAGUAGCUGCUGCAGCAAGAAUCUGCACUGCAAUAGCAUUAAGUCCAGGUUCUCUACAGCCAGUAGACUAUUUUUUGGCUGUUGUUGAAGGAGUAACCUGGUUUGUACAUCUUGGAUUUAUCCUAGCUUUGAGACAUCAUUCAGGAACAUCAUUACGAGGACCUUUUUCUUUGUGUGUGCUGUGGACCUUAAGUUUUGCUCUUUCUGCAAUUUCCUUGCGUUCUCAUAUAUUACUAUACCAUGGUGUUCCUUUGCCAGAUUUAUCAAAAUUUGUAUAUAUUUCCUAUGGCUUCAGCAUUGUAGAAUUGGUUCUCCAGUGUCUUUAUAUGGUCACCUUGUUUCCAAGUGAGAGAUCAUGGAAUGUUGGCGCAUACGAAGGAUUCGACCCGCACUUGCACAAUUCUGAGAGCCAGAGUUUACUUGGAUCCCCUAGACUGGGUACAUACAGCCGGUUCAGAGAGGAAAGAGAUCCUUUGUAUCUUGGUACUGCAAUGGAAGAUGCUCCGUUUUGUUCCAAACUCCUGUUUCACUGGGUCACACCUCUCAUGGAGAAGGGUGCUAAGAAGAAGCUGGGAAAUUCUGAUGAUUUGUAUGAUCUUCCACUCAACUUGACUCCUGCAUAUUUGUGUUCUCAGUUGGAGAUGGCGCUGGUUCUGUCUUCAGUAUCUACGAAGCAUAGCCCACAUUCAGUUGCUACAGAUGCUGCUGUAGAUGUUAAUGGGGCACCCCACAGAGAGGUGGAGAUACCAGAUGUAACAUGGAGGGGAGUGAAAUCACGGAAACCAGCUUCACUUCUUCGAGCUCUGCACACUUGCUUUGGGAUUCAGUUCUACAGCAUCGGUGUCCUAAAGCUUUUAUCAGACAUUGCAGGCUUCAUGGGGCCCUUGCUUCUUAAUAAGUUAGUGACAUUCAUAGAGACAAAGUCAGAGUCAUUGCAUGAAGGCUAUUUGUAUGCUGCUGGUCUCUUUGCUGUGACUUUAAUAGCAGCAUUGUGUAAUGCUCAUUUCAACUUCCUUAUGCAAGAAGUGGGCCUCAAGAUACGAGGAGCAUUGGUGACAACUGUAUACAGGAAGACUCUCACUGUCAGCAGUAUUGAACUCUCCAAAUUCAGUCUUGGAGAAAUCGUGAACUUCAUGAGCACGGAUACUGAUCGCAUUGUGAACUCAUGUCCCAGUUUCCAUUCCUUCUGGAGUAUUCCAUUUCAGAUUGGUGUGUCAUUUUACCUAUUACAUACACAAGUUGGCCUUGCAUUUUUGGCUGGUGCUAUUUUCACUAUUAUUUUAAUUCCUAUUAAUAAAUGCAUAGCUUCAAAAAUAGGUGAGCUGAGUACAAAACUGAUGUUACAGAAAGACGGACGAGUGAAAGUUAUGGCUGAAAUUCUGCGUGGGAUCCGUGUGAUCAAAUUUCAUGUGUGGGAAGACCACUUUGUUGAAAAGAUUGGAAAGCUGCGUGAAUUGGAACUGAAGUACUUGCGUGGUCGAAAGUACCUGGAUGCCUUAUGUGUAUAUUUUUGGGCUACUACUCCUGUUCUCAUCUCCAUUUUCACCUUUGUUACUUAUGUCCUUCUUGGCAACAAACUAACAGCUGCAACUGUUUUUACCAGUAUUGCUCUGCUGAACAUGUUGAUUGGUCCGUUGAAUGCCUUCCCAUGGGUGUUAAAUGGUCUUACUGAAGCAUGGGUUUCUCUUAAAAGAAUUCAAAGACUGUUGGAGCUAUGUGAUAUGGACCUUGACGAUUAUUAUACUGCGCUGCCUGAUGACAAGUCUGAACUUGCCAUAUAUGUUAAAAAUGGAUUCUUCAGCUAUGGGUCCACUGAGAAAGAAAGCCAAGCAUCAGAGACUUAUGCUCAGGAUGAAGAAAAUCAAGAUGUUGAAACUCCUACAAAGUUUAUGCUUAGAAACAUUUCCAUUACAGUCAAGAAGGGGCAGUUCAUAGGAGUAAUGGGCAAUGUUGGGACAGGAAAGUCCUCUCUGUUAUCUGCACUUCUUGCAGAAUUGGACAAGGAAUCUGGUGUCAUAGCCCUCUCAGAUCUCGAUAAAGGUUUUGGGUUUGUUGCUCAGCAGCCUUGGCUUCAGAGGGGCACAAUAAGAGAAAACAUUCUGUUCGGGAAAUCAUUCGAACACAACAGAUACAAAUCUGUCAUUGAGGCAUGCUGUUUGGCAGAUGACUUCGGUAUGCUGCCCGAUGGUGAUAUGACUGGUGUAGGUGAGGGUGGAGUCACUCUCAGUGGAGGCCAGAAAGCCAGGGUGUCAUUAGCUCGGGCUGUGUAUCAGGACAAGAAUAUUUACUUUUUGGACGACAUCAUGUCAGCUGUUGAUGUAAAUGUAGCCCGGAACAUAUUUGAGAAGUGUAUUAAUGGUCUUCUGCACAGCAAGACCAGAAUUCUGUGCACACAUCACAUCCAGUAUCUGCUCUCUGCUGAUCAUAUUCUAGUUAUGGAAAAUGGAAUAAUAACACAACAGGGUAAACCUAUGUCUGUUCUGUCUGAUUAUGACGAAUAUCUCUUGCCUUCCGAAUUUGACAUUGGUGAUUCAAGUCAUAGCCACAAAGACAAUGAGAAACUGAUAAGAAGUGACUGUGAUACAGAAUCAGUAAGUGGUGACAGUAUUUUAGAGGAAGAGGAGCGGGAAGAAGGAAAUGUCCAGCUGAAUGUUUAUUUGUCGUACCUGAGAGCAAUAGGAUACUUGCUGAGUGGAGCUAUCUUGCUUUCCAUGCUUCUCAUGCAGUCCUCUAGGAACCUUACAGACUGGUGGCUCAGUUAUUGGGUGACUCAUGACUCUUCACAGUCUCACAACAAUACCAACAGUUCACUUUUCAUUUUUGAAGUAGUAACAGAUUCCAGUGAUGGGAAUGACAUUUCAUAUUACUUAACAGUGUAUGCCCUUUUCGCUGGUCUCAAUUCUGUUUUUACACUCUUCAGAGCAUUCCUGUUUGCUUAUGGAGGGAUACAUGCUGCUACAAAAGUUCAUAAACGACUACUAAAAACAAUAAUUAAGGCAACUGUGACAUUUUUUGAUGUGUCACCUCUUGGCCGUAUUCUCAACAGGUUUUCGUCUGACACAUAUACAAUAGAUGAUUCUUUACCUUUCAUUAUGAAUAUUCUACUGGCACAGUUCUUUGGACUGUUAGGUACAGUAAUCAUAACAAUUUAUGGACUACCAUGGUUGGUUCUUAUUCUUGCUCCGCUGAUUCCGGUAUACCAUUGGCUUCAAAAUCUGUACCGGCUCACUUCUCGGGAAUUAAAACGAUUAUCCAGUGUCACACUCUCCCCUGUGUAUAGUCACUUCAAUGAGACCCUUUUGGGUUUACCUACAAUCAGAUCAUUCCGAGCUGCUCCCAGAUUCAGGAGGAAAAAUGAAGAGAAUGUGGAAGCAAAUCAGAAAUGUCAAUAUGCAAGUCAGGCAGCUGGUCAGUGGCUGAGUUUGAGACUGCAGUUCAUUGGAGUGGCCAUGGUGACUGGAAUUGGAUUUAUAUCCAUGUUGCAGCAUCAGUUCAAUGUGGCAGAUCCAGGUUUGAUUGGUCUGGCUAUAUCAUAUGCCCUGGCUGUGACUGGUUUGUUGAGUGGUGUUGUGAAUGCUUUCACUGAGACAGAGAAAGAGAUGAUUGCUGUGGAAAGAGCAUGCCAAUAUAUUGAUCAGGUAGAGCCUGAGAAGAACAGGGAGAUAAUUGCUCCGCCAUUUGCUUGGCCUAGUCAGGGUGUCAUCACCUUCACCAGUGUUGUGCUCAAGUACAGAGAGCAUUUGGCGCCUUCUCUAAAGGGAGUAAGUUUCUCUACUCGUCCUGCAGAGAAGAUUGGUGUGGUUGGUCGAACAGGUGCUGGCAAGAGCUCACUGUUCAUGGCCUUGUUCAGACUUACUGAAAUCAGUGGUGGGGAAAUUCUUAUAGACACAGUGAAUAUAGCCCAUAUUGGUCUUAGAAGUUUACGAUCUCGUGUCGCUAUUAUUCCUCAGGAACCUUUCCUUUUCUGUGGAACUGUGAGAGAGAAUAUUGACCCCCUGGAUGAGUACCGUGAUUCUGAGUUAGCUGGGGCACUGCAACGAUGCCAUUUGACUACUGCAAUCAACAGAUUAGGAGGUUUGGGAUCCCAGGUAGAACAUGGUGGUCAUAAUCUAUCUGUGGGACAGCGCCAGCUUCUUUGCUUAGUCAGAGCUGUGCUUCAUAAUGCAAAGAUCUUGUGCAUUGAUGAGGCAACAGCAAAUGUAGAUACAGAAACGGAUCGACACAUUCAGCAUACUCUGCGAACAUCGUUCCAGAAGAGCACUGUAAUAACCAUUGCACACAGAAUUCGUACAGUCAUGGAUUCAGACAGAGUGUUGGUGAUGCGAGAUGGUGAAGUACUGGAGUUUGAUUGCCCAGACACACUAUUACAAAACAGAGACUCACACUUUUAUAAGUUAGCCCACCAAGAGUUUUAUUAAUGGAUCGAAACAGACGAGCGGGGAGCGUGUCUGAAGAAUACUGGUGGAGACUUUUCAUGGCAGUUAGCCCUGCCUAGUGAUGACGGUGCUGAGUGGAGGCCCUAAAAAGGGCCGUUUUGUUUAGCCUCUGUUGGAGCGAGCUAGCAAGCAUGGUGUGUUUCCUUGCAACAGACCAGUGUUCUUCUUUUGCUUCCCCAUGUCUUCUUAGUAGCAGCCCGGUGUUCUUCUUAGUGGCCACUGGGGGCUUACGAGCUGGCAGGAUAGCAGUGAGUCCGGCUGGAUAGGCACUAUGGUGCGUGCACUGGCAGAGUCGGUGCUGCUCUGCUUACUGGAGAGUGGAGCGGUGUUGGUCUUCUGCUUGCAGUGAAGCGUUGACUGAUAAAACUGAUGGUAGCCAGUCGGAGGCCCGCAUCUUUAUACUAAUAUCGCUGCAUGGCACGCAGACUAGUUGGCAAUGGAGCUGCUAUUAUGGGCGCUGAUUGGAUAGCGCUUAUGUUGGUGUCCAGAGAACCAGGCUGCAAGUGAUGUAUAAAUAUUGCCUGUUUUUGGUGCACUACGGGAGUUGUCUGUUAUGCACUGUGGGACGUUCCCACAACCCACUUGUGUUUAAAGGGUGUCAUGCUGGAAUCAUUGAAAAUUUAAGGUUACCUCCAGUGGUAUGACUUUCAUGUUAAAUUUAUGAGAAAUCAGUCAACUGGUUUGAAAGUUAAUCUUGGACAUGAACAUGCACAGAUACAAUAUGCAGACCCUUUGAGACCCAUACAGAAUUGUAGUGACAUUAAUGGUACUGAAACUAAAAUAAUCAGCAGCCACAGUCUGGCAGUUUUGUAUGUUGAGCAGUGUCCCCAAGAGAACUUCUGAAUGGGAUAUCUAAUAUGUAUAUAUGACUAAUUCUGACGUUGUAGCCCAAAAGUUUUGUUCUUAGUACAGACAUCAGAAUCAUUUCCUCUAAUGUCCUUCUCUUGACUGCCUAAGAGCAGUCAUUGAGUGUGAGCUGUUAUAAUUGAUUAUAAUUGAUUGUAAUUCUAAAGAAGUGUCAGUAAAUCCAAUCAUCCAAUCCAGAACCCGUUGUUAUUAGUCACACAAACCCCUUAUUCAUGACAUUAUAUAAGAAGUUAUUGCUAGCAUACCAGUGUUCAUUUUAACAAAAUACAUUUCCUGCAUGAACAAAUAGUAUUCAAUUCUGUUGCAUAAUUAUGGAAUUCAAGUUAAUUUCAUACUAAGAAAUAGAAAUUUGGUUCCCGUGUUGUUUGUGAUCAGUGUAGCAAGAUUUAAGUUUCUCUCUAUGUUAUGAAAUAAAAAUUUUUGCUUACCAGAAUUCCAGUUUGUCAUAUUCAAUUUCUGUGCCUUGAACUGUCAUCUUUUCUAAUCCAGGUGUAGCAGAACAGACCUUCAUGGAUAUUUUGAUGAAUUAUAAUUGAGAUGCAGUAAGAAUUAAAAUGAUAUACAAGGUACCAAGCAAAAGAGAUGGCAAGUGUAACUUACCAUUGGUCUGCUAUGACUGACUACUGCCACAACAGUUAUAAGGUUUAUAAUCUCAAUAUUAAUAGAGUGUAGGCUAUGGGUUGUGUUAUGGCAGGGCAAGAAAGAGAGAGAGAGAGUUAACAGGGUUUGAUUUUAGACAUUUCAGCAUAUUAAUCAGCUGCAUUAAGCAAAGGCCAAUCCACCUGCCAAUAACAAAUUUUCUUAUAAAAAUGAAAAUAAUGUGUAGCGGCUGUGUUCUUUGCUGCAUGGCCUGUGGUUUCUGAGUAACAUUGUUUGUGUGUUAUUCUGCAUAGUGUUAGAACAAGAUUAUAUUUCAAUCUGUGUUACUUUUCUAAAUGAGAUUAUUACAUACCAUAGCCAUUCUAUGCAUUCAGUAUAGCAAGAAUGUGUACAUAUUUAUAAAUUUAAGAAAUAUUACAAAACACAAGAAAACUAAAUUAUAAAGCUAUGUUUAUGCAAACAAAUAUUUUGUUACAUGAAUUUAUGGUGUCAGAUGAGGUACAUUCUUCAGCAGUUCACAGAGCAAACAUAUCCCUUCUGUGACUUGGUACAGUAGCUCCUGGAGUUUCCUUUGUUAUGUUAGUGAAAGCUAAUUGGUUGUGAUAAAAAAUAUUGUAUGUAUAUAUUUUUUACAAGUGAGAUGUGCCAUAUUUUAUUCAGCAGAUUGUUAUGUCAUCUUGAAAUAAAUUAAAAUGAAGCAUGAAAAGAGAAGAUGAAAAUUUGUUGUACUGUGUUUUGUGAGAGGAACCCAUCAACAGUAUGAAAAAUUAAGAAGUUGUGACAGAAUAUGAAUUUUAUCAGUAAUAGGUUGUAUGCAACACUGUAGAAGAAAUUUGAAAUGACAUAUUAAA
Cryptotermes secundus is the source of this 7104-nucleotide messenger RNA. Its product is annotated as multidrug resistance-associated protein 7. Gene Ontology annotation, molecular function: ATP binding; ATP hydrolysis activity; ABC-type transporter activity. Gene Ontology annotation, biological process: transmembrane transport. Gene Ontology annotation, cellular component: membrane. The record is from RefSeq and is a predicted model, not a curated record. Lineage: Eukaryota; Metazoa; Arthropoda; Insecta; Blattodea; Kalotermitidae. The transcript has 26 exons. Bases 98 to 4768 code for a protein of 1556 amino acids.